AUGUCUGUCAACACAGAAAUCGAAAAGGAAACUCCCGUUGAUGUCAACGUCCAUGACAAAGAUCAUAAUGCGCCAUCAAACGGGUUGCUCGGCGAGAAGUCGCCGGGUGUCGUUCGAAUCGAGGCCUUGAAUGCUCACAUGUCUUUCAUCAACCGCUGCUGUAUCUUCUUCGGCCUCUUCCUUGUCGCGUAUGCUUAUGGACUCGACGGAACGCUGAGGGGUGUUUAUCAGCCUUAUGCUACUGCUGGUUUCAAUGAUCAUUCGCUAUUGGCCACCAUCAAUGUUCUCAGAAGUGUCAUUGCCGCUGCCGCCCAGCCUACUGCAGCCAAGAUUGCUUCUAGCCAUAGCGUUGAAGCGUUCUGUGCCGGUGCUGUUUUUUAUCAAGUCGGCUACACGGUGGUCAUCGUCUUGAUUGAGAUCAUUAUUGCUGAUGUCACGUCUCUCCGUUCUCGACUAUUGGCCUCUUACGUCCCUGCGAUCCCAUUCUUGAUUAACACAUGGGUCAGCGGAGACAUCAGCCAGCAGGCCGUCAAGAAUAUCGGAUGGCGCUGGGGUGUGGGAAUGUGGUGCAUCAUCUACACCGUCAGCUGCAUUCCUCUGAUCCUGUCUCUGAUGUGGGCGAGCUUUAAAGCGAAGAAGAGCGGAGCCUUGGAGAGCUACAAGACCCCCUACCAAUUGCACGGUGGCAAGAACCUGAUUGUUGCUCUAUUCUGGGCACUCGACGUUCCAGGCAUCAUUUUGAUGAUUGCAGUCUUCGGAUGUAUCUUGGUUCCUUUCACUCUUGCUGGUGGCGUUCAAUCUCAGUGGGGAACAGCCAAGGUCAUUGCACCUUUGGUCAUCGGCAUUCUUUGCGUACCCGUCUUCAUUUUCUGGGAGCGCAAGGCUCCUCACCCUAUGAUCCCAUUGCAUCUAUUGAAAGAUCGUGCUGUCUGGGGCGCCCUCGGUAUUGCAUGCACCCUCAACUUCACCUGGUACAUGCAGGGUGAUUUCCUAUACACCGUCCUCGUCGUCGCCUUCGACGAGUCGAUCAAGAGCGCCACCCGCAUCUCUUCCCUCUACAGCUUCUCGUCCGUCGUCACCGGUCUCAUUCUCGGUGCCAUCGUGUUCCGAGUCCGCCGUCUCAAACCCUUCAUCGUUGCAGGAACCGUAUUGUUCAUGGUCGCAUUCGGUCUCUUGAUCCACUACCGCGGUGGCACAGGCGAUGCAUCUCACUCUGGUAUCAUCGGCGCGCAGAUCUGCCUCGGUAUCGCAGGAGGCAUGUUCCCGUACCCAGCGCAAGCCAGCAUCCAAGCUGCUACUAAGCACGAGCAUGUCGCCAUCGUCACUGGUGUCUACCUCGCAACCUACAACAUCGGCAGCGCGCUCGGAAACACCGUCUCCGGCGCCAUGUGGCAGCAAAUCAUCCCCGGCGAGCUCGAGCGCAAGACCGGAAACUCCACACUCGCUGCCACCGUGUACGCCGAUCCGUUUACCUUCGCUACCACCUAUCCCGUUGGAACUCCCGAGCGUGAUGCUGUCAUCGAGGCAUACCGACAUGUCCAGCGUCUCCUUUGCAUUGCGGGUAUUUGCUUGUCGUUGCUGUUGAUUGGCUUCUCGCUCGCCAUUCGCAACCCGAAGCUCGGCAAGGAGCAGAGCUUGGAGAAUGCGGAGGAGAGGCCAGAGAAGGGCACUCAGGAGAAGAGGGGUGUUUGGGGUUGGUUGAAGAACUGA
Aaosphaeria arxii CBS 175.79 is the source of this 1710-nucleotide messenger RNA. RefSeq names its product siderochrome-iron transporter-like protein Sit1. Gene Ontology annotation, biological process: transmembrane transport; intracellular iron ion homeostasis. NCBI's taxonomy places the organism in Eukaryota, Fungi, Ascomycota, Dothideomycetes, Pleosporales. Gene Ontology annotation, cellular component: endosome; vacuolar membrane. The transcript has 7 exons. The coding region runs from base 1 to 1710 and encodes 569 amino acids. Gene Ontology annotation, molecular function: siderophore-iron transmembrane transporter activity. The record is from RefSeq and is a predicted model, not a curated record.